AUUAAUAUGAAAUAUCUUUGUCUUGUAAUUCCUAGCUGUCACAUCACAUCGUGCCUUUGUACAAAGUAGUAACUUACUGACAAAGUGUAGUUUAUUCAUUCUUCUUAGACUUGUGUUGACUAUUGUUUACUUACAGUCUAAUGGCGUUACGAAAUGUAAGGGUUGUCGAACUAAUCGGACUUGCUCCUGGACCAUUUUGUGGCAAGAUUUUAGCAGACUUUGGAGCUACGGUUAAUGUUAUUCAUAGAGUGGAAGGGUCACCCCUUGAUAUUAUGUCAAAUGGAAAAAGAUUGAUCUCUGUCAAUUUAAAAGCAAAAGAAGGCAAAGAUAUCAUCAAAAAAUUAUGUAAAAAUAGUGAUGUAUUAAUUGAUACAUAUCGACCUGGAGUUUUAGAAAAACUAGGCUUAGGACCAGAAGUUUUGCUAAAUGAAAAUAAGAGAUUAAUAUAUGCGAGACUAUCUGGCUUUGGUCAAGAUGGAUGUUAUAAGAAUAAAGCUGGGCAUGACAUAAAUUAUUCAGCUAUGUCUGGGGUCCUUUCAAUGCUGGCAAAAAAUAAAGAACCACCCAGUCCUCCUAUUAACAUUCUAGCUGAUUUUGCAGGAGGCAGUUUACUGUGUGCACUUGGUAUAGUUAUUGCACUAUUUGAACGAAAUCAAUCUAACAAAGGUCAAGUUAUAGACUGCAGUAUGACAGAAGGUGCCGCAUACAUUGCCAGUUGGCUUUUCAAAUCCAGAAUUUUUAGUUUUAUGAAUCAAGAACCAGGCUGUAAUGUUUUGGAUGGAGGAGCUGCUUUUUAUAAAACAUAUAAAACUAAAGAUGGCAAAUUUAUGGCAGUAGGUGCAAUAGAAACACAAUUUUAUUCACAAUUCUUAAAUGCUUUACAAUUAAGUGAGGAAACCUAUAGUCAAUACAGUGAUCAAAACAUGUGCAAAAAGAAAUUUGAAGAAAUAUUUCUAACAAAAACUCAAAGUGAAUGGAGUGAAAUAUUUAAAAAUUUAGACGCAUGUGUUACACCAGUGAUUGAUUUUAAUAUUGUAGAUAAGCAUGAGCUUAGUCUUUCAAGAAGUUCUUUUUAUAGGGAUAAUAAUAAUUUAGUAACACCUGAACCAGCUCCAAGAUUAUCAAGAACACCUGCUUUUUCUAGUGGCAAAAAAGAAACACCAGAUCAUGGUCAACACACACUAGAGAUUCUGAAAGAACUUGGUUACACCGACACUGAGAUUGAUGACUUAAUAAAAAAUGGCAUAAUAUUUGCUAAAACUAAGUCAAAAAUAUAAUGUUCAAUAUAAAUGGGGUGGGGUUCUUAUUUUUUUAGAAACCUAAAAAGUUCUAAUGUUUAAUACAUUAAGGAUAACUAAAAACUAAGAAUUUCGGAAAAAAUACAAGGUAUCAUCAUCAUAAAAAUCUAUUAUGUAAAAUUAAGAACAAAUGAAUUAGAUAGAUUGUUUUUGAUAAAAAAUUUUGAGGGUCAAGGCGAGCAGGACAUUCAGCUGAUGGUAAUUGAUACAUCCUGCCGAUUACAAUGUAGUGCCACUCAGGAUUCUUGAAAUACCCAAAAAUUCUAAACAGCACUACAACUGUGCUUGUCAUCUUGAGAAAUAAGAUGUCAAGUCUUCAUUUGACCAGUAAUUUAUUGUAAAGUAAUAAUGGAUGAAGAAUUUUUUUUCACCAAUUAAAUAAGCCUAUAUAAAGAUUAAGGAAUAUUAUGUAAUACUACUAAAACAUUGUAACCAGAAGAACAAAACACAUCAUGUUUAUUGUACAACUUGUAAAAUAUUUUCUUUCGUAUUUAAUAAUUGUAAUAUGAGACUUCGGGGCAGGUUUUUAUUUACAAAAAUGGGGUGGUCUUCAAUUAGAUAAAUGACUUUAAGAAUAGAUUGUAAAUCAAACUUUAUAUGAUUCAUACCAAAUAUAAAUUUUUUAAACAAAUAAAAGUUUUCACCUUGAA
This is a messenger RNA of Leptidea sinapis, 1948 nucleotides long. It is a transcript of the gene Amacr, whose product is annotated as alpha-methylacyl-CoA racemase. Gene Ontology annotation, cellular component: mitochondrion. Lineage: Eukaryota; Metazoa; Arthropoda; Insecta; Lepidoptera; Pieridae. Bases 141 to 1277 code for a protein of 378 amino acids. The record is from RefSeq and is a predicted model, not a curated record. Gene Ontology annotation, molecular function: alpha-methylacyl-CoA racemase activity. The transcript is spliced from 2 exons. Gene Ontology annotation, biological process: bile acid metabolic process.